Molecule: messenger RNA, 1523 nt
Organism: Oncorhynchus masou masou (cherry salmon)
Lineage: Eukaryota; Metazoa; Chordata; Actinopteri; Salmoniformes; Salmonidae
Exons: 5
Source: RefSeq, a predicted model, not a curated record
GUCCUACCCUGUGCCCUGACCCCCAGGUCCUACCCCAUCCCCAGGUCCUACCCCAUCCCCCAGGUCCUACCCCGUCCCCUGACCCCCAUCCCCCAGUCCCUACCCUGUCCCCUGACCAUAUCCCCAACUCCUACCAGGUCCCCUGCCCCCCAUCCCCACCUCCUACCCCAGGUCCUACCCUGUGCCCUGACCCCCAUCCCCCAGUCCCUACCCUGUCCCCUGACUAUAUCCCCAACUCCUACCAGGUCCCCUGCCCCCCAUCCCCACCUCCUACCCCAGGUCCUACCCUGUGCCCUGACCCCCAGGUCCUACCCUGUGCCCUGACCCCCAGGUCCUACCCCAUCCCCAGGUCCUACCCCAUCCCCAGGUCCUACCCCAUCCCCCAGGUCCUACCCCAUCCCCAGGUCCUACCCCAUCCCCCAGGUCCUACCCCAUCCCCCAGGUCCUACCCCAUCCCCCAGGUCCUACCCCAUCCCCCAGGUCCUACCCCAUCCCCCAGGUCCUACCCCAUCCCCAGGUCCUACCCCAUCCCCAGGUCCUACCCCAUCCCCCAGGUCCUACCCCAUCCCCAGGUCCUACCCCAUCCCCACGGUCCUACCCCCUCCCCCAGGUCCUACCCCGUCCCCAGGUCCUACCCCAUCCCCAGGUCCUACCCCGUCCCCAGGUCCUACCCCAUCCCCAGGUCCUACCCCAUCCCCAGGUCCUACCCCAUCCCCCAGCGUCUACCCCGUCCCCUGACCCCCGUCCCCCAGGUCCUACCCCAUCCCCCAGCGUCUACCCCGUCCCCUGACCCCAUCCGCCAGCGUCUACCCCGUCCCCUGACCCCAUCCCCCAGGUCCUACCCCAUCCCCCAGCGUCUACCCCGUCCCCUGACCCCCAUCCCCCAGGUCCUACCCCAUCCCCCAGGUCCUACCCCAUCCCCCAGGUCCUACCCCAUCCCCAGGUCCUACCCCAUCCCCAAGUACUACCCCAUCCCCAGGUCCUACCCCAUCCCCCAGGUCCUACCCCCAUCCCCCAGCGUCUACCCCAUCCCCCAGGUCCUACCCCAUCCCCCAGCAUCUACCCCAUCCCCUGACCCCAAGUCCUACCACAUCCCCCAGCGUCUACCCCAUCCCCCAGGUCCUACCCCAUCCCCCAGGUCCUACCCCAUCCCCCAGCGUCUACCCCAUCCCAAGACCCCAUCCCCUGACCCCCAGGUCCUACCCCCAUCCCCCAGGUCCUACCCCCAUCCCCCAGGUCCUACCCGCAACCCCCACAUCCCCCAGGUCCUACCCCCAUCCCCCAGGUCCUACCCCAUCCCCCAGCGUCUACCCCGUCCCCUGACCCCCGUCCCCCAGGUCCUACCCCAUCCCCCAGCGUCUACCCCGUCCCCUGACCCCAUCCCCCAGCGUCUACCCCGUCCCCUGACCCCCAUCCCCAGGUCCUACCCCAUCCCCCAGCGUCUACUCCCAUCCCCUGACCCCAUCCCCCAGCGUCUACCCCGUCCCCUGACCCCCAUCCCCAGGUCCUACCCCAUCCCCUGA